CAGAGACAUCCAGUGAAUGUCGGAAAGACAAACGAUGAUGGUGUUUGAACUGCCAACACACUGAGUUUCUCUCGCAGGAGACAUCUAAUGAAAAAUUACUGCAACGUAACAGAAUGUAAGACUCGUUUCAUUCAGUUUGUGUGUACUUAAACUUUUAAUUUAUUUGCUAAACUAUAAGGUGUUAUGGGGAAUCAUAAUGUGGAAAUUAGGUAAUUGGUCGCAAUGUCGUGCUCAAAGUCUAUUAGAAUGUAAUAAAAGAGAUGUGAAAUACAUUAAAACUCCUAUCUGCUUAGAUAGGAGUUUAAAUUUUACUGUGAAAUCAGUUAAACUUUAGAUUUUUAUAUUUUCUUUCCACCAAUGGAGCAACAUUUCAUUUUUGGUUGCAAAAUGUUAUUUAAUCAAAAAUAAAAUCUUUUUUCUACAUGUAUAUCACAUAAGACAUAAGCAAACGGUUUUUAGAUAUUAUAGGUAUGUGCGUUUUAUAUUUAUUGUGUUGUAGAGAAUCGCUUGUCAAGCUUUUCUUUUACCUGUUUAGUUUUUGUUUUUGUUUGAGAAGUAUAAUAUUGUUAAACUGAAUUAUCUGUAAGGUUCAAACUGAAGUCUAUAGUUAGAUGUAGUUGCUCCUCAGUUUUCCAUACUGGAUUUUUUCUUUCUUUUUUUUUCCAUAUCUGACAUGCCAAUAGGUAGCUGCUCUUUUCAGCCAAGUGAAGGAUACCACAAGGGGCAGUAAUUCCAGUAUGGAGGACAAGGCAAAUGGUUCAGUUGACACCAAAAGCCCGGUGGAGAACGGUCAGCUGCCAGACCCUUCCAACUGGGGAGUUGCUGACGUUGUCAAUUAUUUCAAGGCAACAGGGUUUGAAGAGCAAGCUACAGCUUUCCAAGAUCAGGAAAUUGACGGCAAGUCUUUGCUGCUGAUGACGCGUAACGACGUCCUAACAGGACUGUCGAUAAAACUCGGCCCCGCGUUGAAAAUCUAUGAGUACCAUGUGAAGCCGCUGCAAACGCAGCACCUGAAGAGCAACGCGUCGUAGCACGGCCAAAUGUCCUGCCACCCACCUCAGCGACAAUCAUGUCAGGAGACUACAGGUUAGCUGCGGCUUCACAAAGACUCUUCUGCCAACAGAGGCACCUUGACAAGUUUUGAAUGCUGUAUGGUUUUUUUUGUUUUGUUUUUGUUUUAAUAAGCGUGGAUCCCAAAACCCUGGUCUGCACACUGCAUCCACUCAGCUGUUUACCCCUUCAGCCAUUCUUAUUUCUGCUGCUUUAGAUAUGUAUUUUUGUGUUUUAUUUAAGAAAAGAGAUUAAGAGUGAGUAUUCUGAAGGUUAGAUUUGUGUGUUUGUGUGGUGAAUGUGUGUGCAAAGUAAAUGAAACCACAAUGGGUUUUUUAAAUAUUUGUAAAUAAGAAGAUAUAUAGUUGACAAGGAUGUAUGUUCUGUUAUAUUUGAACACUUUGAUACGUGCAGAAAAUUAUUAUGAUCCCAUUGUGUUUCCCUGAAUUUAGUUUUUAUGUUUUAAACUGCACAUCAGAGUCCAUGAUUUGUUCAGAGCAUGUAACAAUUAAUCACUUUGUUUUCCAGGACUUUUAUCUAAAGCCUCUUUGUUUCUUUAAACCAACUUUAUUUAGACUUGAGGCUCUUCGUAUGAAAAUCUUUGUGUAUAUAUUCUUAUUACGUACCUACCUGUGGUGCUUUCAGCUCUGUCACCUGGACAGCUGUAUUGAAGUGUUCAUGACCCAUGUUUAAGUGCAACACUGGAGUUUGAAUAUCUUGAGUCUGAAAUUGAUAAAUGGUGCUUUUUUUCACCAAAGAACA
Molecule: messenger RNA, 1812 nt
Organism: Xiphophorus couchianus (Monterrey platyfish)
Lineage: Eukaryota; Metazoa; Chordata; Actinopteri; Cyprinodontiformes; Poeciliidae
Gene: samd13
Product: sterile alpha motif domain containing 13
Exons: 4
Coding region: 738-1031 (97 amino acids)
Biological process (GO): negative regulation of DNA-templated transcription
Cellular component (GO): nucleus
Molecular function (GO): histone binding; chromatin binding
Source: RefSeq, a predicted model, not a curated record